CAUUAUCUCUCCUGAUCUCUAAGAGAACUAUCUUCUCUUUCUUCACAGAAUAGAGCAAGAAGAAAGAGUUCAGAUACAGAGAGAAGAAUAAGAAAGAUACUGUGGUGAAAGAUGGGGAGGGGUAAGAUUGAGAUUAAGAGGAUUGAAAACUCAAGCAACAGGCAGGUGACCUAUUCUAAGAGAAAGAAUGGGAUCAUCAAGAAGGCUAAGGAAAUCACUGUUCUUUGUGAUGCUAAGGUUUCUCUUAUUAUCAUUGCUAGCUCUGGAAAAAUGGUUGAAUACUGCAGCGGCCCUCAGGAAACGCGGAUGAAAAUCUUGGACAAAUACCACUCACAGUCUGGAAAGAGGUUAUGGGAUGCCAAGCAUGAGAACCUCUGCAAUGAAGUGGAUAGAGUCAAGAAAGACAAUGAUGGCAUGCAAAUUGAGCUUCGGCAUUUGAAGGGGGAAGACAUAACAUCUCUGAACCAUGUGGACCUGAUGGCCUUAGAGGAAGCAAUUGAAAAUGGCCUUGCAAGUAUCAGAGACAGAAUGUCGAAGUACAUGGACGCGGUUAGAGAAAAUAAUAGAGCUCUGGAGGACGAGAAUAAGCGCCUCGCAUACCAGAUGGUAAGUUCACAAAAUGAUGAAAUAUGAAGAGAAUUUGAGGGACAUGAACUACAACAACAACAACCAGAUACCUUUUGCCUUACGUGUCCAGCCUAAUCAGCCAAAUCUCCACGACAGAAUGUAAUAUUGAUGCAUAUACAUCUCUCUGUUGGUAUUAAUGUGAGCUCGAUCUCUCGUCCUUCUGGCCAGAAAUUAAUUGAUGCUUCCAUGGUUUGUAAUAUUAUAGUACUUAAUAAGUCUGCUUAUGACUAACCAAUAAUAUUUGUGGAACUUGUAAUAACUAAUAAGGUGUGCCUGAACGGAUUCAUGGACAUCUUAAUGACUGUUAUUUGUGCAAGUGUGUAAUAAUACGUACUGAAGCCAUUAAUUCA
Messenger RNA from Rosa chinensis, 977 nucleotides. RefSeq names its product agamous-like MADS-box protein MADS9. The coding region runs from base 112 to 633 and encodes 173 amino acids. Gene Ontology annotation, molecular function: RNA polymerase II cis-regulatory region sequence-specific DNA binding; DNA-binding transcription factor activity, RNA polymerase II-specific; protein dimerization activity. The record is from RefSeq and is a predicted model, not a curated record. NCBI's taxonomy places the organism in Eukaryota, Viridiplantae, Streptophyta, Magnoliopsida, Rosales, Rosaceae. The transcript has 7 exons. Gene Ontology annotation, biological process: positive regulation of transcription by RNA polymerase II. Gene Ontology annotation, cellular component: nucleus.